Macrobrachium nipponense is the source of this 966-nucleotide messenger RNA. Its product is annotated as gem-associated protein 8-like. The record is from RefSeq and is a predicted model, not a curated record. The transcript is spliced from 4 exons. Gene Ontology annotation, cellular component: SMN complex. Bases 242 to 811 code for a protein of 189 amino acids. Gene Ontology annotation, biological process: spliceosomal snRNP assembly. Lineage: Eukaryota; Metazoa; Arthropoda; Malacostraca; Decapoda; Palaemonidae.
UAUGUUGUGCUCAGGUAAACAAAACUUUGCUUGGUGAGCUGAAGGUUCAGGGACGUAAACCAAUACUAGACCAUGUAGACAGACAUAAAAUAACACGUACUAUCUAGCCUAUAUCUUUAUUUUAGCAUCUCGUGACAUCAAAGAUGGAGGAAGACAGUGGAAAAGAGGACAAGACGGUCACAGAUCCAUGUUUCAUUAACAGUAAAUAUGGCAGAUUCUGGUACUAUUACAAUACAAUGAUAUGACUGCCCAUCGGGAUGCAAUAGUUAAGGCAAAAUAUCGUGCUGCACACAAAAAAUCCAGUUUGAUGAGAAUGCUAGCAGCACUGAAAGGCACAUCAGUGGAAUCAAAAACACAAAAUGGAAACUUUCCACCUCGUCCAAGUAGGACACCAUCCGAAAUUGCUCGGGCAAAGAGAAACAAAAAGAAGAGAAAGAGAAAGAAGCGCAAUCGCAGAAUGAGAGAGUUGGCUAAGCAGCAGAGUAAUCAAGAGGGUGCUAGUGAUACAGAAUGUCUGUACUCGCAGAUGAAAACUGGGAUGAAAAUCAAUGACACAGAAGAUGAGGGGGAAGAUAUUGAUGUCAGUGAAGACAUGUUGAAAUUCUUAGAAACAAGCCAGAAACAUCGAGUGGAGUGGAAAGUCCAUAAGGCAUCUAUAAAAAAUGGAGGGGCAGGAAUGUUCCUAACUCCAGUGUCUAUGCAGGAUACUAUAGCACAGCUGAGGAGAGCAACAUCCGGGUGGAAAAAGGUGAAUGAACAAUUGCAUAUCAUCUACCUCUUCUUCCUAUUCAAGUUCUGUUGGACUGAGUGAGUGCCUUCUUCAAAAGUUAGGAGACACAUCUACUCCUGUGCUGGUGGAGCAUCUGAUGAUGGUAGGGUUGAUACUGGUAUCCGAGUAAGCUUGUGAACCAGUUUCCUUCCAAGUAUAAGGACUGUCCCAGACUGUUUGGAAUUCUGCCAAGGAAU